Messenger RNA from Parasteatoda tepidariorum (common house spider), 2370 nucleotides. RefSeq names its product putative polypeptide N-acetylgalactosaminyltransferase 10. Gene Ontology annotation, cellular component: Golgi apparatus. Gene Ontology annotation, biological process: protein O-linked glycosylation. Gene Ontology annotation, molecular function: polypeptide N-acetylgalactosaminyltransferase activity. Lineage: Eukaryota; Metazoa; Arthropoda; Arachnida; Araneae; Theridiidae. The record is from RefSeq and is a predicted model, not a curated record.
UCGCUUCGAAUUUCUUAAAGAAUCAUUUUGAUUCGAUGUAAACAUUUCAAUUAUUUUCCAGUAUAAAACUUAGCAAAUAUAAAUGCUUACAAAUUUUCUGAUACUAAUUAGCGCAAGACUUUAUUAAUAUGUGUUUAAAUUUUAAAUUAUAAAAUCGAAAAUCUUCUAAAUUAUAUAGAUGUCCUAAGAAUUUGAUCUUAAUAAAUUUUUGGAACUCCAAAAAAUUCUAUACCAUUAUGAAUAUGUUAAUGAGUUAUUCAGCUGACUAGAUAAAACGUCGCACGAUAGCACGUUCAUUCAAAAUGACAAAAAGAACGAGGGAAUGUAGUUAUAGUAUAAAGAUUAUUUGACAAGUGGUAUUAUGUUUAAAUUUUUAAUUAAAAUUUUUUCUAGAGUCAAAAUCAUCAUGAUAUUGCGAAUUGAAUUUUGUGAGGAAAAAAAAUUGGUGAUAAAGUAAACAUUAUGCUAGAGUGAGUAUACUCUAUAAAAAUGGCUCGUCGUUAUAGAACAAAAGUCUUAAAAUUUAUUUUGACAAUCUGUGUAUUUUGUGGUGUAUUUUUUCUUAAAACUGUAAGGACACCAAUAGAACUUGUUAAUCCUUCUAUCUUGCCUCAAAUAAAAGAUCCUCUCAAAAAAUCAUGGUAUGAUGUUAAAGAAAUCCCUCACGGCCCAGGAGAACAAGGUCUUCCUUUUUAUUUACCAUCAGGAUUUGAAAAAUUCAAACAUGAACUGUAUAAAGAGAAUGGUUUCAAUGCUCUUGUUAGUGAUUUCAUUUCUUUAAACAGAACUCUUCCAGAUAUCAGACAUCCAAGUUGUAAAACCAAACUCUAUUUGUCAAUCUUACCUAAAGUUAGUCUAGUGAUUCCCUUUCAUAAUGAACACUGGUCAACACUUCUCCGAACUGUAACAAGUGUCUUGAAUCGAUCACCAGUACAAAUCAUUCAAGAAAUAAUUCUGGUUGAUGAUUUCAGUACUAAAGCUCAAUUGAAAGCACCAUUAGACUCUUUUGUCAAGAAACAUUCCUCCAUUAUUCAUGUGAUUCGUGCAAAGAAAAGGGAAGGUUUGAUACGAGCAAGAUUAUUGGGUGCCAAAAAAGCUGUUGGUGAUAUUCUGGUCUUUUUAGAUUCACACACUGAAGUCAAUAUAGAUUGGUUACCACCUUUGAUAGAACCUAUAGCCAUUAAUCGUAAAACUGUCGCCUGUCCAUUUAUUGAUGUAAUUGAUUAUGAAACUUUGGCAUAUCGUGCACAAGAUGAAGGAGCACGAGGAUCCUUUGAUUGGGAGCUCUACUAUAAAAGAUUACCUUUGCUUCCUGAAGACCUUAAACAUCCAGCUGAUCCAUUCAAAAGUCCUGUGAUGGCUGGAGGACUGUUUGCAAUUGAUCGAAUGUUCUUUUGGAAUCUUGGGGGUUAUGAUAAAGGUCUGGAUGUGUGGGGUGGGGAACAAUAUGAACUUUCUUUCAAAAUAUGGCAAUGUGGAGGUCAAAUGUUUGAUGUGCCUUGUUCUCGAGUAGGUCACAUUUAUAGAAAAUUUGCACCUUUUCCUAAUCCUGGACUUGGAGAUUUUGUUGGAAGAAAUUAUAAACGAGUGGCCGAAGUGUGGAUGGAUGAAUAUAAAGAAUAUUUGUAUUUAAGAAGACCUCAUUAUAGAAAAAUUGACGCGGGUAAUUUAACAGAUCAAAAGUCUCUGAGAAAAACCCUGCAGUGUAAACCUUUUCGAUGGUUUAUAGAGAAGGUGGCCUACGAUCAACCGAAAAAAUAUCCUCCUAUUGAACCACCCGACUAUGCCAAAGGAGAGAUUAGAAGUGUUGCUGUUGAUCUUUGUAUAGAUACAAAAUUCCGCAAGCAAAAUGAAAGAUUUGGCUUAGAUGCGUGCAUUAAAGACAAUCCUAAUAUUAGAGGAGAGCAGCAAUUUGUGUUAUCCUGGCACAAAGACAUCCGUCCCAUAAAAAGGAACAUUUGCUUUGAUGUAUCUUGCUCAAAAAAACAAGCUCCUAUUGUUUUAUGGAAUUGUCAUGGUAUGCAAGGAAACCAACUUUGGAAAUACGAUUUGGAGACUCAACAUUUGAUACAUUUGCUGACAAAUACAUGUCUGGACUGUGAUGUUCAAAAGAAACAAGUUUUUAUGAAUUCUUGCGAUUCCACAAAAAGAACUCAAAGCUGGAGAUUUGAAAUUAUAAAUUCCACAGCUAUUUUUAAUUGGUAAUUCACUUUUUAUAGCAGAUAUUUUAUACAAUAAAGUUACUCAUUAAAAUUAUUUAAUUUACUGACAGUAUUUGAAGGAUUAAGUGUCCUAUCAAUAUACAAAUGGUGCUGUAAAAGAACAAUAAAAUUCAAAAGUGUAAUAUAAAAUAAAAUGUUUGCUUCCUAA